AUGCGUAUAAUGGAUAUUGAGCUGAUAAGUGCUGUGGUUGUCUCGUAUUCGAAGAUACUGCAUGAGAUGCAGGAGAUGAAGGCAGAUAUCAAGUCCAUUACAAUGAGUAUGAAGAAUUAUUUGUCCACAUCUGCAAACUCGUCAAUGGAAAGCAGCCAGGAACCAUGCAUUCGUAUUGAAAGCCAAAGUGAUUCGAUUGACAUGCAUAAUACAUCUAGAAGCAAUGAAAUUAUUAGAAAUACAACUUCUAAUAUAACAUCUGAGAAUAAUGCAAAUACUAACAAUAAAGAUACCGGUAAUGCAACUGAUGCACUAGUUGAUGAUCAUAACGGCCCGUGUGCCUGGUUUUUCAGUGAGAUUGAGAAAGAAAUAUGA
Messenger RNA from Ordospora colligata OC4, 375 nucleotides. RefSeq lists its product as uncharacterized. The coding region runs from base 1 to 375 and encodes 124 amino acids. NCBI's taxonomy places the organism in Eukaryota, Fungi, Microsporidia, Ordosporidae. The transcript has a single exon. The record is from RefSeq and is a predicted model, not a curated record.